AUGGCGACAAAUUUAGGGAAACGAAAGCGACCGAUAGCAGAGGCAAACCCACAGGCGCGAAAGUUAGAGAGGGAAGAAUCGGAAGCUCCAGAGUUAGAUGCGCAGGAAAUAUUUAGACGGCACUUCGAAGCGCAAUUCAAGCCUCUGCCAGUGGUACAAAGCACAGCUCAGCAGGUUGAAGAUGUAUCGGAAGAUGAUUCCAGCGAAGAAUCGGAGUGGGAAGGAAUAUCUGAACCGGAAGAGGAGUCCGUCGAGGUAAUAGAACAUACAGAUGCGCAAUCACGAAUGGCAGCAAUGUCAAAAGAAGAGCUGAAAGCAUUCAUGGGUUCGAAGCCUCCCAAAAGUAGCCUGUCCAUUCCCCUCAUCCGCGACAAAGAGGGCGCUUUAAUCAAAGAUGAUGAUGCCUCCGAAUCAGCCAACCUGAAGAAAGAUCUGGCGCUCCAACGUCUCCUCACAGAAUCCCACCUCCUCGAAUCAAGCAGCAAUCCUACACUCAGCGGGAAGAAUAGACAUAAAGCUACAGAUCUUCGAUUACAGGCACUCGGGUCAAAGACGUCUAUAUUCAAGCAGGAGAAGAUGCCCAUUACACAUCGAAAGGGCAUUGUCGCGAAGGAAACAGAGCGGGAAGGGAAUCGAAGACGCGAGGCAAGGGAGAACGGGAUCAUUUUGGAAAAGGCCAAGAUGAAGGGCAAGAAAAGUAGUGAUGGAAAGCGGGAUAGAGGUGUGGGUGCUCCUGCUGUGGGCAAGUUUUCUGGUGGAACGUUGAAGUUAAGUAAGAGUGAUAUCCAUGAUAUCGAAGGGCCCAAGAGAAGCCCAUCAACCAGGGGGGGUGGAAGAGGAAGAGGAAGAGGGAAACGAGGCAAGUGA
Molecule: messenger RNA, 867 nt
Organism: Lachnellula hyalina
Lineage: Eukaryota; Fungi; Ascomycota; Leotiomycetes; Helotiales; Lachnaceae
Exons: 2
Coding region: 1-867 (288 amino acids)
Biological process (GO): maturation of SSU-rRNA from tricistronic rRNA transcript (SSU-rRNA, 5.8S rRNA, LSU-rRNA)
Cellular component (GO): nucleolus
Source: RefSeq, a predicted model, not a curated record